UCUAAUGGCUGCCAUUCCUGAAACCCAUACAAAAACCCAUCUUCCCCUUCAAACCAGAACCUUCUUCUUCUUCUUCUUCUUCUUCUUCCUCAAUCCCCAAUUUCUUUAAAUUCCCAACUUUCUCUCUCUAAUUUCACUUCAAUUUCAAUUCAAAUCCUUGUUUCUCUCUCUAAAACACUCCUUCAAUGGCUUCCCCUGUUUUCCUCUUCCUCCUCUGUUUUCUCCUUCCUUCCCCUGUUUUCUCCUCACAGAUUCUGCUCUUACCUCUCUCUAAUUCCUUAUCAUCCUCAUCCGAUUUCAACAACACCCACAACCUCCUCAAAUCCACCGCCGCACGCUCUUCCGCCCGCUUCCACCACCGCCGCCGUACCCACCACCGCAGCCACCUCUCUCUGCCCCUCUCCCCCGGCGGCGAUUAUACUCUCUCCUUCAACCUCGGUUCCGAGUCUCAAAAGAUUUCCCUCUAUAUGGACACUGGAAGCGACCUUGUUUGGUUCCCCUGUUCCCCAUUUGAAUGUAUUCUCUGUGAAGGCAAACCCAAAAUUCAAUCCCCUUUGCCCAAAAUCUCAAAUCAAAAAUCAGUUUCCUGCAGCGCCGCCGCAUGCUCCGCCGCCCACGGUGGCUCCCUCUCCGCCUCCCACCUCUGUGCAAUUUCCCGAUGUCCACUUGAAUCCAUUGAAGUUUCUGAGUGCUCUUCUUUUUCUUGUCCGCCGUUUUAUUAUGCUUAUGGCGAUGGGAGUUUAAUUGGUCGGCUUUAUAGAGAUAGCCUCAGUUUGCCGGCGCCGGCACCGUCACCGGCGAUCAAUGUUCGGAAUUUUACUUUUGGGUGUGCCCACUCAGCGUUAGGUGAGCCAAUCGGUGUCGCCGGAUUCGGCCGAGGGUUGUUGUCGAUGCCGAUUCAACUCGCCACUUUCUCUCCCCAACUCGGGAACCGGUUUUCUUAUUGUUUGGUUUCUCACUCGUUUGCGGCGGACCGAGUUCGCCGCCCGAGUCCGCUGAUUCUCGGCCGGUACUACGGCAGCGAGACGGAGUUUAUUUACACUUCCAUGCUUGAGAAUCCAAAGCAUCCUUAUUUUUACUCGGUUGGGUUGGCCGGAAUUUCAGUUGGGUCGGUGAUGAUUCCGGCGCCGGAGUUUUUGAAAAAGGUGGAUGAGGGUGGCAGCGGCGGCGUUGUGGUGGAUUCCGGUACUACUUUUACUAUGUUGCCAGCAGGUUUGUAUAACUCGGUGGUGGCCCAGUUUGAGAACCGGACCGGGCGAGUUGCGAGCCGGGCGAGUCAGAUUGAAGAAAACACCGGAUUGAGCCCUUGCUAUUACUACGAGAAAUCAGUGGAAGUGCCACGUGUCGUGUUACACUUCGUUGGGGAAAAAUCCAGUGUGAUGCUUCCUAGAAAAAAUUAUUUCUAUGAGUUCUUGGACGGCGGAGAUGGGGUGGGGAGAAAGAUAAAAGUCGGGUGUUUAAUGCUGAUGAACGGUGGGGAUGAGGCUGAACUGGCAGGUGGGCCCGGUGCCACGCUUGGGAACUACCAACAACAGGGUUUUGAGGUGGCAUAUGAUUUGGAAAACAAUCGGGUCGGGUUCGCCCGGCGGCAGUGUUCAACCCUUUGGGACAGCUUGAACCGCAGUUAAAUUGAAUUGUGGGCCCGGCCGAGGACUGGAGGUUGACUAUUAAUGCUUUGACUUUGGAUUUCCAUUAACAGUCAACUCUUUGGGGGAAGGGUAAAUAAGGUAUUUUCAGGCUUGAUGGGGGCCUUUUUGUAAAAUCCUACUUGCUUCACUAUUAUUUC
This is a messenger RNA of Cucurbita maxima (winter squash), 1786 nucleotides long. Its product is annotated as probable aspartyl protease At4g16563. Gene Ontology annotation, biological process: proteolysis. Gene Ontology annotation, cellular component: plant-type cell wall. Gene Ontology annotation, molecular function: aspartic-type endopeptidase activity. The coding region runs from base 186 to 1628 and encodes 480 amino acids. The transcript has a single exon. NCBI's taxonomy places the organism in Eukaryota, Viridiplantae, Streptophyta, Magnoliopsida, Cucurbitales, Cucurbitaceae. The record is from RefSeq and is a predicted model, not a curated record.